AUGACGACUAAGGCUGUUCACCUGAAGGCCGUGUCCGAUUUGAGCACCGAUGCUUUCCUGGCUUCUCUUCGACGACUGAUUGCUCGACGGGGCAUGAUUCGUGAGUUGCACUCGGAUAAUGCUUCUAACUUCCGAGGCGCCAACCAUGAAUUAAGAACAUUGUACCAACAAUUCCAUAAUCAACAAUUCGUUGAGUCGAUUCAGCCUUUCUGUAGCAGCCGUGAAAUCGAGUGGCACUUCAUCCCAUCAGAUGCCCCUGAAUUUGGCGGCUUGUGGGAAGCGGCGGUGAAAUCCUGCAAAACUCAUCUUAAACGUAUUGUCGGUAACGUGAAGUUAACUUUUGAGGAACUGGCUACAGUCUUAGCACAGAUUGAGGCUGUCAUGAACUCCAGACCGCUGUUUACCAUCUCCAAUGAUCCAGCAGAUCCACUUGUGAUCACGCCAGGUCACAACCUCAUCGGUCGACCACUUACAGCUCCCGCUGAACCAUCGUUAGAAGAUGUCAAGGUUUCUCGUUUGAGCCGCUGGCAGCAUCUCCAACUUCUCCGUGAACAAUUUUGGCGUGCUUGGAGCCGAGACUAUUUAAACACCCUAUAA
Wyeomyia smithii (pitcher-plant mosquito) is the source of this 597-nucleotide messenger RNA. RefSeq lists its product as uncharacterized. The transcript has a single exon. Lineage: Eukaryota; Metazoa; Arthropoda; Insecta; Diptera; Culicidae. Gene Ontology annotation, molecular function: nucleic acid binding. The record is from RefSeq and is a predicted model, not a curated record. Gene Ontology annotation, biological process: DNA integration. Bases 1 to 597 code for a protein of 198 amino acids.